UGCUGCGGUUUCAGGUACACGCUCCCUGCUCUCUCUGUGUGACGUCAACGGGAUGGGCAGGUCACGUGGUCGCCUCCGAAGGGAAACCUGUGGUUUCACGUUACUGAAACGGGAGGAAGAAGAAGAAGAAGAGAAGGAGGAAGGCAAGCAAACAAGAGCCUUUUUGUCAGCGGCUGAGCUGUUUCUGUUCCACACGACUGUGAGUCGGGACACUCUCAAUGGAGCAACAGUAGGAAGACACCAGGAGCUGUUGUGUUAACCAUCCGGAGAUUUCUGAGGAAGAAAAACGUCGCUGUUGUGCUUUUUCGACCAGUGAUUCCUCGGCACACUGUACGUUCAUACCAGGUUUGCAUUCUGAGCUGCAAGCCAAUGUAAGUCGUGUUGAGUGACUGCGUGUGAAAGAGGGCCCAUCACCAUCCUCAUGUCCAAUGGAGGAGGCUUUUACGGACGCACUGAGCGCGUCCGCCAGUCGCCGUACUAUGACGAGGUACCACAAGGAACCUUAUCUCGAUCCGGCUCCUGCGACCUGCUGCCGGUAAGGGAGCAGAGAGCGGCUCGCCUCGCUCAGAGCGCCGACCCCCUCCCUCCCCCGCCUCUGCCAGCACAGCCUCCUGUGGGCCUCAAGGAAGAUCCCCCCGAGAGCGAGCACGCCACCGACCCAGACCACGACCCCGCCCUCGAUAUUAAACCUGUUCACCGCUUCAUCCCAGACUCCUGGAAGAGCUUCUUCAGAGGAAGUGACCGCAGCAGUAAAAAGCCGUGGUCCAUGUCUGGAUCCUCAUCUAACAAGAACAACAACACCAGUGAGGGGGUGCGCUGCUCUCCUCCACACUCCCCCUCUGUCCCCGGAUCAUACCGCGACCCUUAUGGCGGCUCAGGCGGCAGCUGCAACUCGCACAAGGAGCUUUUGGAACCACACGACGAGUCCGUGUCAGGGCGCACCUACCACACAGCUCUGACCUACAGCGAGCGAGUGGAAGAGUACAACCAGCGCUACGCCUACAUGAAGUCCUGGGCCGGGCUGCUGAGGAUUCUGGGCUGUGUGGAGCUCCUGCUGGGAGCAGCUGUGUUCGCCUGCGUCUGCGCUUACAUCCACAAAGACAACGAGUGGUUCAACAUGUUUGGAUACUCGUCUCCUGGCGCAGCAUUUGGAGCUGGUGCAUAUGGUGACGCCUACUACUCGGGCCCCAAGACCCCGUUUGUGUUGGUGGUGGUGGCGCUGGCCUGGUUGGUGACUGUGAUCAUGUUAGUGCUGGGGAUGACCAUGUACUACCGCACCAUCCUGCUGGACUCCAACUGGUGGCCUCUGACCGAGUUUACCAUAAACCUGGCGCUGGCAGUGCUGUACAUGGCAGCAGGCAUCGUCUAUGUCCGAGACACAACCCGUGGAGGGCUCUGCUACUACCCAAUCUUCAACAAUGGCAUCAACGGGGCGUUCUGCAGAACAGACGCAGGCCAGACUGCUGCCAUUAUCUUCCUGUUUGUCAACCUGCUUGUGUAUCUGAUCGGAGCUUUAGUGUGUCUCAAGCUGUGGAGACAUGAAGCUGCACGCAAAUACCGGGAGAGGUACGCCCAGGAGAUGCAGCCUUCCGGUGUAAGAGCUGCGCAAUCACUGAUGGUUCCAGUUUCAGCUCCAGAACAGGACCAAGGCUCCUCAGUCAUUCCCAUCCAGGCUGCUCCAAAAGCAAUUCCACCAAAGAUUUUGCAGGGAACUAUACCAUCAGGGCACAUCCCAAAACCUGUUGUUGUGCCUGACUAUAUUGCUAAGUACCCAACGAUCCGGUCAGAUGAGGAGCGGGACCAGUACCGAGCCGUGUUCAACGACCAGUACGCAGAAUACAAAGAGCUCCACGCAGAUGUGCAGAUUACUCUCAAGAAGUUUGACGAGAUGGAUGCCAUGAUGCGCAGUUUGCCCCAGAACCCUACCAGCCAGAUGGAGGUUGAGCGCAUUAACAGAAUUCUUCAGGAAUACCAGAGGAAGAAAAACGACCCUAGUUUCCUCGAGAAGAAGGAGCGCUGCGAGUACCUGAAGAACAAACUGUCGCACAUCAAACAGAAGAUCCAAGAAUAUAAUAAAGUCAUGGAGUGGAACGACGGAUACAGCUAAACAUCUGAGGCAUCGCUAACAUAACCACAAAUACGGAGGUAAUGCUGACAGAUGAGCAGAACUGGGGGUGAAAAUGACAUUUUAAAUGGAGGGUUAAACCCUGUCAAGACCACAUCCUGUUGUUUUUGUUCGUUUUUGUAUAUCUGUUCCGCGGUUGUCUGGGAGCAAACAUCUAUCAGCAGUUUUGUAUGUCUCUGUUCAUAAAAGCAAGUAGAACCAAAGGGGUAGAAGGUUUUAUACUUAAAGCAUUCAUUCAACAUUUUGGGCAAUACUCUUUCUGGUGGAGAGUUAGAUGAUAAAAUCAAUACCGCGCUCAUUUCCUUUGGAUAACUAUAAAGCUUUGUGCAGUAACCAGUUAGCUUAGCUUAGCACAAAGACUAAGCAAGAGGCAAACAGCUAGCAUUGGCUCUGUCCCACGAAAAGUUAGUCAGCCAGCGAGCACCUCUAAAACGCCCAAAUUUAUCGGAUCUUUUACUUAAAGUACCAAAAGUAAAACUACUCAAUCAGAAUGGCCCAUUUUCAGAAUCUUGUAUAUUAUAUUUUUGCAUUAUAAUUAUUGAUAUCUAAAUGUUGCAGCUGUAAAAGUGGAGCUAAUUUUAUUAUUUUAAAUACUACUAUAGCUUUGUGAACUCCCCUCCACAGUUGAGCUUUAAAGAUGGUGGUGACAGAGCCUAGCUAGCUAGCUGUUCCCCCCUGUUUACUAUCUUUUUGCUAAGCUAACUGUCUCCUGGCUUCAUAUUUAACUUACAAAUCUCAGAGUGGUAUCCUCUCUACUAGCUCUGUGCAAGGAGAUAAGUGAGCAACAUUCCCAAAAUGUUGAACUCCUCCUUUAAAAUUGUAAUAUGCAAAGAGCUCGAUGUACUGUAUGUGUGUGUGUUAUACUGUGACUAUGAUUGUAGCUGAGGCUUUUCUCCUUAAUUUCUCAAACGACACUGGAUAUCUGAUGUGAAUGUUUUCGUGUGAUCAGUGGGAGAUGUAAAAGAAAAGAUGCAUUAUUUCUGUCACUGUUUACGUCCACUCAACGUCCGCUUGAUUACCUUUCUGUCAGCCUUCAAGUUCGUCAGUCUGCAUAAAUUUAACAACUACUCAACUGCCUGAAACAUAAACCACAUCUUGUCCUGACAAAUCUUCAUCUAGCAUGUUUCUUGAACUGCUGUGACACUUGUUUGAAUUGUUUUAAUUUCACUCUUUUUAUAUAUAUAUAUAUAUAUAACUUUUUGAUAAAUUUCUCGAUCUGGAAAAAUGCAUGUCCUAUAGAAGACUUAAAUUUUGUAUGUUGCGCACUUGGUUCUACCAUUUCCUAGAUUAAGUUUUGUACUUUAUAGUCACUUUAAUAUCCUAAGUGCCUUCAUUGUAUCUUCUUUGUACCACUUUACACAUUGGACCUCUUUAUUGAAUGAAAGUGACAUUAUAAUGAUUGUAAAUGUCCAUAUUCUUUCAUCAUUGAAGUGAUAAAUUGGUGCUUUUGUGUCAUCAAUACAGUUCUGUUUAUGUACUGAUAAUCUGGUGUGACUUUCCUUUAUUCAGCAGCAUGCAGGCACAGUUUUGUUUUACUGGAAAAGGGAAUAAGAAACACAGGGAUGCUAUGUAAGACUCAGCAGAAUAAAGUUUAAAAAAACUAAA
Micropterus salmoides (largemouth bass) is the source of this 3730-nucleotide messenger RNA. RefSeq names its product MARVEL domain containing 2a (gene marveld2a). The record is from RefSeq and is a predicted model, not a curated record. Gene Ontology annotation, biological process: bicellular tight junction assembly. Gene Ontology annotation, cellular component: bicellular tight junction; apical plasma membrane; cytoplasmic vesicle. Bases 422 to 2107 code for a protein of 561 amino acids. The transcript is spliced from 10 exons. NCBI's taxonomy places the organism in Eukaryota, Metazoa, Chordata, Actinopteri, Centrarchiformes, Centrarchidae.